Messenger RNA from Zychaea mexicana, 465 nucleotides. RefSeq lists its product as uncharacterized. The record is from RefSeq and is a predicted model, not a curated record. The coding region runs from base 1 to 465 and encodes 154 amino acids. Lineage: Eukaryota; Fungi; Mucoromycota; Mucoromycetes; Mucorales; Lichtheimiaceae. The transcript is spliced from 3 exons.
AUGAAAAAGAAAAAGUCUGUCGAGAUUUUACUCUAUGGUGUUCUAUAUAACCCCAUACCUGUCGGUUGCUUGGUUGUCUGGGUACCACUUGCUAUCACCACCACCAGUAUACAUUUUGGCAUCCCAAUCCCCGACUAUACUACUACUACUAUCACCACCACCGCUUGGACCACACCAUCCCCACAACCCUCUCAUAAGCGGAACAUCAUGGUAUGCCACCAACCAGCAGAAGAAACAAUUACGUGUGCCAACAAUUAUGAUGGAAUGAUGAUGAUCGGUGGUGGAUGUCUUGGUACUACUACUACUACUACUACUACUACUACCUUAACUGACCAAAACAAUGGCGAACAAUCAUCGCGUCAGCAGCUCCUGCGAGAAGAGCAAAAGAAUUGGAACUGCCACGGUCGAUGUCUAAUCUGCGGAUCUAUCAAUCAUCAAACAAUUCACUGUCCGGUAUCACCGUGA